Molecule: messenger RNA, 3000 nt
Organism: Menidia menidia (Atlantic silverside)
Lineage: Eukaryota; Metazoa; Chordata; Actinopteri; Atheriniformes; Atherinopsidae
Source: the annotation of a GenBank genome assembly
AGUCAGCCAGCCCCGGCAGAGAGACGACUCCUCCAGCAGCCAGGCCAGCGCAUCGUGAAGGGAACUCUUUCUUUUUUUUUACAACCCAGGUCUGUGAUCUCAUGGGCAAACUCUUUGUAAAUGCUUUUUAAGAAUCCUCACUCUGGAAAAUUGCACUUUGGCUGCUCAACAGGGCCUGGCCUUGAGUCUUAUUUAAAAGGAUUCAACUUCACCGGUGAGCCACCUUGGCUUGUUUGUACCUGAGUCAGAGAUUCCAAAUCCCAUCUCUUUCAUAUCCAAUUUAAGGACAAAAACGCAACAGGACUAGUCACCAUGAACACUACAGAAACUGGAGAUUUUGAGUUUUCUUUCCUGGAGGAGGGUUUCUCUGCUCGGGACACUGUGGAGCAGAAGAUUAAUGAGUCAUCCCUGACCGAUGAAAGGGAUGCCUUCUACGUGUGUGACCUGGGGGAUGUGGUGAAGAAGCACCGGCGCUGGCUGAGGGCCAUGCCCCGGGUCACUCCUUUCUACGCCGUCAAGUGCAACGACAGCCAGGCUGUGGUUAUGACUUUGGCAUCCAUGGGAGCUGGCUUUGACUGCGCAAGCAAGACAGAGAUUCAGUUGGUUCAGUCUCUGGGAGUAGAAGCAAGCAGAAUCAUCUAUGCAAACCCCUGCAAGCAGGUUUCCCAAAUAAAGUAUGCAUCAGCCCACGGAGUCCAGAUGAUGACCUUUGAUAGUGAAGUGGAGCUCAUGAAAGUGGCCCGUUACCAUGACAAUGCCAAGCUGGUGCUGCGUAUUGCCACAGACGACUCUAAGGCAGUCUGCCGUCUGAGUGUGAAGUUCGGCGCCCCGCUCAAAGCCUGCCGGGGGCUUCUGGAGCGGGCCAAAGAGCUGGGGCUGGACGUGAUCGGGGUCAGCUUCCACGUCGGCAGCGGCUGCACCGACGCAGACACCUACACUAAGGCUAUAGCAGACGCCCGCUGUGUCUUCGACAUGGGGGCAGACUUUGGCUUCAACAUGGAUCUGCUGGACAUCGGAGGUGGUUUUCCCGGUUCAGACGACGCUGAACUGAAAUUUGAAGAGAUAACUGCAGUGAUUAACCCAGCACUCGACAAGUACUUUCCCACCGACGCUGGAGUUAAGGUCAUCGCUGAGCCUGGCCGCUUCUAUGUAGCUUCUGCCUACACGCUGGUUGUGAACAUCAUUGCAAAGAAGGUCAUUGUGGAUGACGACUCGGCCUCUGAUGAGGAAGAUGAAGCCACCAGUGACAGGACUCUGAUGUACUACGUCAACGACGGCGUGUACGGCUCCUUCAACUGCAUAUUGUAUGACCACGCCCACUGUUUGCCCACGCUGCAUAAGAAGCCGAAGCCGGACGAGGCCAUGUACCCCUGCAGUAUCUGGGGACCAACGUGCGACGGCCUGGACCGCAUCGUGGAGCAGUGCGACCUGCCGGACAUGCAGGUGGGCGACUGGCUGGUGUUUGAGAACAUGGGCGCCUACACGGUGGCGGCGUCCUCCACCUUCAACGGCUUUCAGAGACCCAGCAUCCACUACGUCAUGUCUCGCCAUGCCUGGCAAGACGUGCAGCAGAUCUGCUCCCAGGGCCCGCCGGCCCCAGUGGAGGAGCCCUCCCUGCUGGAAAUGCCUGCCUGCUGUGGCCGAGGGACCAACCUGGACAUGCCUAAGCCGUGCCCCGCUCACAUGGUUUAGAAAUUCCGUAGGAAGUAGCAAUCUUCUCAGAUUUGUCCUUUUCUUUCUUUAAAGACCGGGACAAAGUUUUCUUUGUCCGCUCCAACUGUACGCGACAUUUCAAGGCCAGUUACUUGAAAGGAGAAUGAGAGGCACAUGUUGUACAUAUUUUGUGUUCUGUAUGGGAGCAAGGGGGUCAUCCCUCAACGAAACGAGGCUGAAUCACACUCUGGCUGUCUCUGUGGGCUCCGAGCACAGUGUCACAGGGGCUGCGGUCCACUUCUGAAGCCACAUCAAAGAGUCAUUAGGUGGUCAGCAGUGUGUUUUAACUCUCCUCUUAUGGCUGCUAUAUAUCUUUUCCAUGAUGUCCCCUUUGGUACAGAACCUUUCACGGUGUUAAUCCUGAACAUUUUAAAAACCACAUAUACUCUGUAUUGGCAUUGAUGUGAAAGCAGUUUCAGUGUUUAAAAUCAUUGUUUCUGUUACAUCUCGCAGAAAAGUGCCUGCAUGAAUCACUGCAUGUCCCAUGUGAAUCCCGAUGCCUUCGAUAUAUAGAAGCAUAGAGCGAUUGAUACAUGUAACUGCAGGAGGAAGACUGAAUGCCAUCUUAAAGAUUAACACUUCAAACACAGGGACUCAAGAAGCAGACUAUACCUCUCCUCUUCUCUGUUUGUUUUGUUUUGUUUUAUAACUUUGUAGAGGAAUUGUGAACACAUUAACAAAACCCCUACUUCACCUUUGCAUUUAAAAUGGAUAUGAAAGAGACGGGAUUGCAUAUUCAAAAUGCUUUCCUAUGGAAACUUUAAAUUUUUGUAUUUUUUUAUUAAAUAAAACAUUACACGGAGAGCCCCAUUAUUGCGUCAUUUGUUCAAACGUUAACAUCCUCGAUUGAAAUAAAGUGAGAUGGUUGCAGGGCCCCCUCUAGUGUCUGAAUAUGGCAUUACGGCCCCUGUUUGUAAUUCAGGAAUCUUCGAAUAGACAUUUAAUGAAGUUGACACAUUGAAGUCAACUGUUUCAGGAGAAGAUUCAAACUGGUGAAUAUGAUGCAUAAGUUAAAUAAUUUUCUCAAAGAUUGUCUUGAUUCUCAUGUUAUCUUUUAUCUGGUGAUUAAAGAAUAUGACAAAAUGCUGAAACAACCAAACAAAAUGAAAUCUUUCUCAUUUGCUCUGCUGUGCAUAGACAUUCACAUCAGGAAAUAUAGCAGCAAACCCAGAAAUGACCAAAGGUGAACACCUCAAAAUAAGUAAAUGAACCACUUUUGAUGUACAGCGAUGUCCAAAAAAGAAAGAAUAUAAGUAUAUUAUAUUAUAUAUUAGCUUUAGUUCUUGU